Bufo bufo (common toad) is the source of this 1011-nucleotide messenger RNA. RefSeq names its product actin binding transcription modulator (gene ABITRAM). Bases 122 to 649 code for a protein of 175 amino acids. Gene Ontology annotation, molecular function: actin filament binding; actin monomer binding. NCBI's taxonomy places the organism in Eukaryota, Metazoa, Chordata, Amphibia, Anura, Bufonidae. Gene Ontology annotation, biological process: regulation of filopodium assembly; regulation of actin filament polymerization; dendrite morphogenesis. Gene Ontology annotation, cellular component: nucleus; dendrite; filopodium tip. The transcript has 7 exons. The record is from RefSeq and is a predicted model, not a curated record.
GGCGCACUGCCCCUACUUCGACGUCGCCUCCCCCGCUGCGCGUUCACGCUGUCCUCCAUACUGUCUCGUGACUCCCCUCUGGCAUCAAGAGUGAAACUACUGCCUUAUCAUUGAUCUUUAUAUGGCUGAAGCACCCCAACAAUUUCCUUCUGUGGUUGAUCGUUAUUUUACGCGAUGGUACAAAUCAGAUGUAAAGGGCCAGCUUAAUGAAGACUUCUGCAUACUGCAGCAUUCAAACCGAAUCUGUGUAGUUACUCUGGCAGAAUGCCAUCCAGUUCUUCAAAGUGGCAAAAAUAUUUCUAGUAUUAGUUACCAAAUCAGUGCUAACUGCAGCAGACUACAGAACAAAGUAUCAGGAAAGUCCAAAAGAGGGGCUCAGUUCUUAACAGAGCUCGCACCGUUGUGUAGGAUAACCUGCUGUGACGGCGAUGAAUAUACCAUUUACAGUUGUAUUAGAGGCCGGUUACUGGAAGUAAAUGAGAAUAUUCUUCACAAUCCAGAGCUGCUGAAGGAAAAGCCAUUGACAGAAGGUUACAUUGCAGUUGUGCUGCCAAAAUUUGAAGAGAGCAAAACUGUGACAGAGGGACUUCUUUCCCAAAAGCAAUAUGAAGAAGUCCUGAUGAAGCGGACAUCCAACCCAGAUUCCUAGCCGGAUUUCUUACUGUGCAGCCUGCACAAACCUACCUCUACAUGAAAGGACCACUACUUAUAAGCCAUAGCUCGGUGUCUGUGUUCACAAUCUGGGGAUUCGGACUUGGAGCUUAGCAGGUAGAAUGACUGUGGCAGAUGUGGGCACAGCCUCAGUCAUAUUCAGCAGCAAAGGUCUCUGGUGUUGCUUUCAUACUGCAUUUACAGUUGGUCUUCGAACCAUUAGCUGAUGUUUCCAUUUAAGAAACUGGUCACAUUAGAGGCAUAAUGCAGUUGAAAAUAACUGGGCCACUUCAGUAUGUGAUAUGUCCUUGAAAAUGUGACUUCCAUUUUGUCUUUAAUAAAUGGCUUUCUUAAAACUUG